AUGGCUGCUGCAACUUGCUCCAAAAAGCCUUUUAUUCUAAGGAGCUGCUUGAUAGCCUCCACCCAUGAAGUUGGAGAAAGGCUACCACCUGAUGGUCCUGGAGGUGUUGGAAUACCAGCCAAAUUGCUUGCAACUCCAGGACGUUGUGUUACCCUCAUUGUUCCAUGCUCCAAGUCCAAGAAACACAUGCCAUUCAGAAACGAGAAAAAAGGCCGGAACCGAAUGCGUGUACAUCACUUAAAUAAUGUUAGUCGAGCUUUAGCGAUUUUGGAAGACAACAAUGUCAAGCUGGUCAACAUAUCGAACGAACACAUAGUUGACGGGUCGGCCAAACUCACCCUGGGUCUCGUCUGGGCCAUCAUCCUACACUGGCAGGUCCAGGGAGUCCUGAAGGAUGUGAUGUCUGACCUGCAACAAACGAAUUUAGAAAAAACACUUCUUGCCUGGUGCAGACAGACAACGAAGGGUUACCAUGGUGUGGAUGUUCAAAACUUCACAACGUCGUGGACUGAUGGGCUGGCCUUCAAUGCUCUUAUCCACAGUCAUCGUCCUCACUUGUUUGACUGGACGGUUUUGGCCAGGAAGCACCCAUAUGCUCGUCUUGAGAAUGCUUUCAGAGUUGCACAUGAACAUCUAAGCAUUGAAAGACUAUUAGACCCUGAAGAUGUCAAUUCGCAAGUACCUGAUAAGAAGUCCAUUAUGAUGAUGUGA
Macrobrachium nipponense is the source of this 711-nucleotide messenger RNA. RefSeq names its product utrophin-like. Gene Ontology annotation, cellular component: Z disc; cell projection; cortical actin cytoskeleton. Bases 1 to 711 code for a protein of 236 amino acids. Gene Ontology annotation, molecular function: actin filament binding. The record is from RefSeq and is a predicted model, not a curated record. Gene Ontology annotation, biological process: actin cytoskeleton organization; muscle cell development. The transcript is spliced from 6 exons. NCBI's taxonomy places the organism in Eukaryota, Metazoa, Arthropoda, Malacostraca, Decapoda, Palaemonidae.